This is a messenger RNA of Lichtheimia ornata, 219 nucleotides long. RefSeq lists its product as uncharacterized. The record is from RefSeq and is a predicted model, not a curated record. Bases 1 to 219 code for a protein of 72 amino acids. Lineage: Eukaryota; Fungi; Mucoromycota; Mucoromycetes; Mucorales; Lichtheimiaceae. The transcript has a single exon.
AUGUCAUGGAGAUUGGAUGUGGCUGAUGAAAUCCUUUUCCCAGUCGACGAUCUUGUUGACAGGGAGGUUGUCAAGGAAACCGUUGACACCAGCAAAGACAAUAGGGACUUGGAAUUGGAUAGCCAAAGGAUGGUACUGGGAUUGCUUGAGCAGCACCGUCAAACGAGCACCAUGAUUAAGCAAGAGUUGGGUGGAAGUCAAGCAACAUUGUUCUAUUGA